Molecule: messenger RNA, 2292 nt
Organism: Oppia nitens
Lineage: Eukaryota; Metazoa; Arthropoda; Arachnida; Sarcoptiformes; Oppiidae
Product: multidrug resistance-associated protein 1-like
Exons: 9
Coding region: 1-2292 (763 amino acids)
Biological process (GO): transmembrane transport
Cellular component (GO): membrane
Molecular function (GO): ABC-type transporter activity; ATP binding; ATP hydrolysis activity
Source: RefSeq, a predicted model, not a curated record
AUGUGGAACACUACUAGUCCCAUGUUUAGCACCUGUAUGGCCGAUACUUGGCUUGUAUGGCUGCCGGCUACCUGUCUAACCGUAUGCCUGUCCAUUAAAAUCAUUACACUAUGUUGUAAUCGCCGAUCGGUUAGACCAACAACACCAACAACAACACCGCCAACUAUUGACUACAACUACUUCAAUAUUAUACGACUGGCCAUUGCCUGUCUGUUAGCUACGGUGACUGUAGUCGACUUGUUUGUCAGUCUAUAUCAGCUCAGAUACUAUCAUCAAUGGCUGGCCAUUGAUGAUAUUGCCUACAUUAUCAGGACAGUCAUACUAAUAGCUACACGACUAGCCAUAACCGUUGUUGUCUACCAGUACCGACUAAAUGGUCAACACAGUUGCAAUUGGUUUAUAUGGUUUUAUCUAUUAGCCGAUACAGUGGCCAGUAGUCUAACAGUUUGGUCAUACGCUACGGUCAUACCAUCAAUAACUGCGGGACAACUACUAGUGAUAACUAUAGAGUUUUCAUUGACUACCCUAUUGUUAGUGUUUUGUUCAAUUGCCGAUCGUUUACCACAACGACAACAAUUGUCAGCUAAAAGCGCCGACACCUUAACCUUAACCAACAACUGUCCAAAAGAUAGUUCCGGUUUUCUAUCGUUACUAACAUUUCAAUGGGUAGACAGUCUACUGUGGACUGGUUGGCAAAAAUCGUUGACUAUCAGCAAUCUAUGGCCACUACGAUCGGACGAUAGGGUCGACCAAUUGAUGGCCCAAUUUUCUAGACAUUAUAAGACAACUACAACUACUACCAGUACUACUACUACUACUGGCGGUAGUAGUGUAGGAGUAGUCAGUAGUAAUGUAUUUACAGCUAUUUUGAAAACUUUUUGGUCGACUUAUUUGCCGUCAACACUAGCUUUCAUAGUAUUUGAUACGGGAGUCAUAUUUAGCGCAUACCUACUCAAAUAUUUGAUUGAAUUUACCGUCAAUGAUGAUGAGCCCCAAUGGCACGGGUAUGUCUAUGCAACAGCAAUACUGGUGCUCAAUAUGAUGGUUGCAUUUGCCUACUCUAUAAAUGCCCAACAAAUGACUGUUUUAGGACAGCGUAUAAAAACAUUGCUAACCGGACUGGUCUAUCGUAARGCACUGGUAUUAAGUAAUAGUGCCAAAAAUCGUGAGUCAAAUACCGGGCAAAUAGUUAAUCUAAUGGCCGUCGAUUGUCAUCGAUUUAUUGGACUGUUAUCGAAAUUAAAUUUUCUAUGGACCACCAUUAUUCAGAUAACAUUGGCAGUAUAUCUACUAUACACUGAAUUAGGUGUGUCCAUUGUUGCCGGUAUCCUAGUACUACUGGUAGCUAUGAUGACCAAUAUAUUUGUUGCCAAAAUCAACGAUAACUAUAUGUCCCGACAAAUGUCUCACAAAGAUCGCCGACAAUUGAUUACCAAUGAUGUACUCAAUGGUAUCAAAGUAUUAAAACUAUACGCCUGGGAAAAGGCAUUCAUCGAUAAGAUAUUGCAAAUACGCGGCAAAGAGUUGGGAUUUUUACGGACAGCCGGCUAUUGGUCGACAAUAUCGCUGCUGACAUCAACUUGUCUACCAUUUCUAGUAACAUUGGCUACGUUUGGCUCCUAUAUGGCCAUCGGUUCGGACACAUUGGACGCCCAAAAAGUGUUUGUAUCCUUGGCAUUGUUUGCUAAGGUCGGGCAUUCGGUUAUGAAUAUGCCCGACACUAUCAAUGAGAUAAUAAUUGUAUGCGAUGGCCAGUUUGUUGCCGUUAUCGGGACAGUUGGUUCAGGUAAAAGUUCGCUAUUGUCGGCAAUUUUGGGCGAAAUGGACCGACUGGGCGGUCAGGUUAACCUACGAUCGGCAGGUAGUGGUAUUAGUAUAGCUUAUGUACCACAGCAGGCAUGGAUCAUGAAUAUGACACUCAGGGAUAAUAUCAAAAUGUUUGGUAACAAUGAUAUCAUCGACAAUAACCAAUAUUAUGGACAAGUGGUCGACUCGUGCGCACUAACCGACGAUCUAAGACAACUGCCGGCCGGCGAUAGGACAGAGAUCGGCGAAAAGGGUACGAAUCUGAGCGGUGGUCAAAAACAACGGGUAAGUCUGGCCCGGGCUGUCUAUAGUCGGGCCGAUCUCUAUCUACUGGACGAUCCACUGUCGGCAGUGGACAGUCAUGUUGGCCAACAUAUUAUGCGCGAAGUACUGGACUCGCGGACCGGUUUAUUACGCCGGAAAACACGUCUAAUGGUAACCAAUCAGUUGUUUGUGUUGCCUCAAUCGGUUCCUACGAUCAGCUAA